AUUUUGGAUAUCAUUUGAAAACGAAAACUAAACAUAAAUAAAAGCUUUGAUCUCUUUCAAUACUUUUUCAAGUAAAAAAAUAUGGUAUACAUUCAUAUUCCAGAAGCUCUUACUGAAGAAGAGCAAAUGCUUAUGGCAAAAUAUGCAAAACUGAAGAAAAAAAAAAAACAACUACAAGCUCUGAAAACUAAACCAGAACCUGAAAAACCAAUUCCAAAACGACCGAAAGAUGCACGUGAUGCUAGAGAAGUUGCUCGUAAACUAAUUAAAUCAGGAAACAUCAAUAUCUCAAAACCGGAUGCACAACAGGUACAGUUUAAAAGACCUAAAGGACAAGAACGAAAGAAAACUCAGCUAGAACCUGCUUCAUAUCAUCCAUUUGCAACAUCAACUUCAACAGAGGAUGAAGAAAGUACAUCUUCAAAAUCACCAUUGCCAACUCCUGAUAAACCAGACGGAAAUCGAUCAAUUUCAUUCCUCUAUCAACAAUUUGAAAAAGAAAAGGAAGGCGACAAAAAAUCCAAUGCAGCACAUAAGGAUAAACCGAAAACUGGAUACACCAUUUAUGUUUCCGGAAAAACAAUCACGGAGGAUUUCUUAAAGAAACAUUUCAGCGAAUAUGGAACGAUUGUUAAUGUUUCGAUGGAAAUUGAAAAAGGCAAAGGAUUUGUUACUUUUUCCAAAACAGAAGCAACAGAUCGUGCAAUUGUUGAAAUGCAUGGCAAAAUGAUCAACGGGAUUCAAUUGACAGUCUCAUUAGCAAGGAAACAACCUCAAAUUGAACCAAUCAAUGACGCAAGCUCUUCGGCAGUUUGGAGUACUUUGGCUACAAGUCAAUCUCAGAAGGGAAAUCAUAAGGAUAAACGUGAACUUGUAGUGUAUGAUGACACUUUUGCAUAAAAUAUUCAUAUUUAGACAGAAAAAUUUAAACAUUGAUUAUUAUAAAUUGUAAAAGUUUGUUUUUAAAUUGAAAAGUUUCUGCAUAAAUUUUAAAAUUUACUUAAAUUUUGGUUCACGGAUCAUCUUAAUCCAAAAACCUGAAAAGGAAUCAGUGUAAUCCUAUAGGUUUUUAAAUCUCGGCAAAAGAUGGCGCUCUGUCUAUUUCUUGCGGCAGUUUUGUUCAUUAUUAUACUCUCACUAAGCUAAUGUCUUCUGUUUAAGAAGAAUAAAGAAAACCAAUGAUAGUAACAACAUACACAUAAAAUGUUAUAAAAUCAUUCUUUUUCUUAUGAGUUUGGUGGAAAAAUCAGCGAAGCAGAAAUCCGCUCCAUCGUUCACAAGGCUCGAAGAACUUUCCACCUUUAUUUUGGUUUUUUUAUUCAACUGAAUUAAGCUAAGAAACUCAAAAAUAUUAUGGAAUUUUGUAUCCAUUAAACCCUAAUAAUUUUCAUUUUGAUAUUGCGUUCUCUGAGUUCAUUAACAUCUUAAAUUCAUUACUCAAAAUCUUUAAUUAAUUGUCUUAAAAUUAGUUAACAUCAGAA
Molecule: messenger RNA, 1481 nt
Organism: Clunio marinus
Lineage: Eukaryota; Metazoa; Arthropoda; Insecta; Diptera; Chironomidae
Source: the annotation of a GenBank genome assembly